AUGUUGAUUCCGGACCGUUGCACAGUGCUGGUAGUUGGAGGCGGCCCUGCUGGGUCAUAUGCCGCCGCAGCGUUGGCCCGGGAGGGCGUCGACACAAUCCUGCUCGAGGCAGAUGUAUUUCCUCGAUAUCACAUUGGUGAGAGCAUGCUUCCGUCUAUCCGCCACUUUCUCCGGUUCAUCGAUCUCGAUUCGGAGUUCGAUAGACACGGGUUUGUUCAAAAGAACGGCGCCGCUUUCAAGCUCAACUCGAAGCCGGAAGCGUAUACCGACUUCAUUGCUGCCGGAGGCCCAGGAAGCCAUGCAUGGAACGUUGUGCGUUCCGAAGCCGAUCAUAUUAUGUUUAAGCAUGCCGGUGAAAGUGGUGCAAAGGUCUUCGACGGCGUCAAAGUGAAUGGGAUCGAUUUUGAGCCCCUCCCUGGUGCGGCUAAAGACUCGGCGCUCGGGAGGCCAGUAUGUGCGAGCUGGGCGUCCAAAGGAACGGGCACCUCAGGCACCGUCAAAUUUGAGUAUUUGGUUGAUGCCACCGGACGAGCGGGCCUGGUUAGCACUAAGUAUAUGAAGAACCGGCGUUAUAACGAGGGUCUCAAGAAUGUCGCCAGCUGGGGAUAUUGGAAAGGGGCUGGCUCGUAUGGAGUCGGGACCCCUCGAGAGGGAGACCCAUACUUCGAGGCAAUUGAGGAUGGAAGCGGUUGGGUGUGGUUGAUCCCCCUACACAAUGGAACAACAUCCAUCGGGGUUGUAAUGAACCAAGAUAAGGCCACCAUGAAAAAGCGUGAGAACGGAUUGACGACUCAAGAUUUCUAUCUAAACGUUGUGAAAAACACCCCAGGUAUCCAACAGCUGCUAAACGACGCGGAACUGGUGUCCCAUGUCAAGUCCGCUUCGGACUGGUCCUACAGCGCAUCGAGCUACGCCAGUCCCUAUCUGCGUAUUGUUGGAGACGCGGGCUGCUUUAUCGAUCCCUUCUUCUCAUCUGGUGUGCACCUUGCUCUCGCAAGCGGACUGUCGGCUGCGUUGACAAUCCGUGCCGCCCAGAGAGGGGAAUGUGCUGAGCCAGCGGCCGCAGAAUGGCACUCGAAAAAGGUUGCAGAGGGAUACACCCGAUUCUUACUGGUGGUGAUGAGCGCUCUCAAGCAGAUCUCAGACCAGGAGAAGCCUGUCCUGACCGACUGGGAUGAAGAAAGUUUCUCCCGUGCAUUUGGUCUCUUCCGGCCUAUCAUCCAGGGAACGGUAGACGUGGACAAGUCUCUCACACAAGUAGAGAUUGCGCAAACUAUUGAAUUCUGCGUCCAGGCAUUCGGAACUGCCAGUCCCAAGGAGCAGGAUGCAGUGAUGCACAAGCUGGCGGCCAUCAACGAUCUGCCGCUCGGUCCAGAAGACGCACGCAAGCAGCUGGAUGCCAAUUUGUCUGCAGAUGAACGGCAAAUUUUGUCUACGAUCCAGGCACGGCAGAUUAUUCGGACUGAGGAUACGAUGAAUAUCGAUAACCUCACCCUCGAUGUAAUUGACGGAAUGGUCCCGAAUCUGCAGCGCGGGUCGCUAGGGUUGACACGAUAUGUCCCCACGGCCCACACGAGCCAUAGCGAUGACGUACGGGCGACACUGGGAUUGCCCGAUAAGCAAAAUUCUAUCUUUUCUUAUUAG
This is a messenger RNA of Aspergillus pseudoviridinutans, 1644 nucleotides long. RefSeq names its product NAD(P)/FAD-dependent oxidoreductase. The record is from RefSeq and is a predicted model, not a curated record. NCBI's taxonomy places the organism in Eukaryota, Fungi, Ascomycota, Eurotiomycetes, Eurotiales, Aspergillaceae. Gene Ontology annotation, molecular function: monooxygenase activity. The transcript has 6 exons. Bases 1 to 1644 code for a protein of 547 amino acids.